GUGUGGUAACGUCCAGCUGCCGCCUCUUUUCUCUCUCUCUCCCCCCCCCCCCCCCCCCUCGCUCUCUAUCAGUUGCAAGUUGCAAGCUGCAAGCUUUGAAAGAGAGUAACUCUCGUCCGCUCAACUCCUUCUCUCGGGUGAAUCUUCUUAGUGCUUCAGAUUUUGUGCUGGAGAGUUAUUUGGCUGUUCCAUAGCCUAAUGACCAACAGUAGCAGAAUUAUCACUUCCAUUUUUGCUGAUAAUCCAAUUGGGAAGCUUCCAGAUCACCUGCUAAUAGAAAUCUUCAUCCGGGUUCCCAUGUCGGAAUGGGUGCAAUUAUCUUGUGUGAAGAAGCAGUGGGCUAACCUGUUUCGAGGAGAAUGUCCGUGGAAUGCUGCCCUUCUCAGAAAUUUUCCUUUUGCUGGCCAUGCUAAAAGGUGGCCUGGGCCUAUCCCUCGAGGAUUGAGCAAAAGGAGGUAUACUGCUUUAUAUAUCAGUAAGCACAUCUUUUCACUUGAUACUGCAUUGGAUGAGAAUCAUGAGAUAGUGGGCCAUAUCUAUUUGUUUUUGAAGGAGCAACUCGAAAUUUCAACCAUGCCUACUCCUGCUGGUAUACUUCAUGGGACUAUUAUAGAUCAGUUUAUUGCCUGUGGCAAAACACGAGACAAGGCGUAUGAGCUUGCUUCACAAAUCUGGUUAUCUGUUAUCGACAAUUUGGAGGAAAAUGAGCACACGUUUCUUUUACUUAAACGCCUGGCGUUAGAGAAAGAUGUUUUUCUACCCUAUCCAUACACAAGAUCACAAAAAGUCCAGUGGAGGGUGUUUGAGAAACUCUUCACAGAUUUCCGCGAUUGCUUCAAUCACGAUGACUAUUACGACGUAUUGGCGUGUGCAAAGCAUAAAUUUCAGCCAAUACCAUCUGCUUGGUUAGGUUACUAGCUGUUAUGGCAUAUGCGGUGAACGCCUUAUAAAUGUGUAUAGAACUGUCUUGUUUGGUGGAACCACAGGGUGAAGCAACAUGGUUGGAUGAUGCCAAGUAUUGGAUGCUCUAGCGACUAGCGCAAUAAAAUUGUACUGUAUUGCAGCACAGUGUUUCUCUUGGCGAAUCGUUUUUUUUUUUAUCACUAUGUAUGGGUUUGACUCAAUAUUCUUAGCAACUAGUACUUAAAUUGUGUAUCUCUGUAAUGAGUCAUAUGCUUUAUUCUAUCUA
Rhododendron vialii is the source of this 1189-nucleotide messenger RNA. RefSeq lists its product as uncharacterized. The transcript has 6 exons. Gene Ontology annotation, molecular function: protein binding. The record is from RefSeq and is a predicted model, not a curated record. NCBI's taxonomy places the organism in Eukaryota, Viridiplantae, Streptophyta, Magnoliopsida, Ericales, Ericaceae. The coding region runs from base 199 to 918 and encodes 239 amino acids.